UCUUCUUCUUCUACAUCUACUGGUAUUAAUUUACCAGUCCUUACUGUAUAUGUUUUUGGUCUUGUUGUUGAUGGGCCUGUAGUUGCUUCAGCUGAUAUAUUUGCUGUUGUUGCUGCUGGUAUUCUUGCGGUUGUUAUUGCUGGUAUGCUUGUAGUUGUUGCUGCUGGUAUGCUUGUGGUUGUUGCUGCUGGUAUGCUUACGGUUGUUACUGCUAGUAUGCUUGCGGUUGUUACUGCUG
Messenger RNA from Racocetra persica, 238 nucleotides. NCBI's taxonomy places the organism in Eukaryota, Fungi, Glomeromycota, Glomeromycetes, Diversisporales, Gigasporaceae. The record is from the annotation of a GenBank genome assembly.